UCUCCAUGGCUCCUGAGGAGAACAUCAUGGCAAAUGUAACUUAUAUGAUCCUAUGCCCUUGCCCAGAUGUAUGUGCCAGGCACACAUAUAAAGCUUUAAAGGUCUUAAUAAAUUCAGAAAGAAACAUUACUCUAUGGGUUGAUGAUGUGAUUUCCUCCUGUCACAGUACAGUUGCUGGAACAAUUCUCUAUCAUUUCCAAGAGUUUCUAACAAUUGCUACACAAUAAAUCCAGAUGCUUGAGAAAUUUGUUGCUGCUUUGGCCCCGGUUCCAUCAGCUGCCUCCUUGCAGAGACACGUGCUCAUUGUUUCAUCAGACCAGCACAACUGCAUUUUGCACUGAGAGUUCCUUCUUCUCCACAUGGCCUUUCUACUGGUGUCAGCAUACCUUCUGCUGACUCAUGCCCAUGGCGCUCCAGUUGAGAACGGGGCUCUCAUGGAGACGCUGAAGUCCCAAGUGAUGCUGUUCAGCAAUAAGAGUGAACACUAUUCAGCACAAGUGAGACCUCCCGGAACGAGCAGACGAAUACCUCACACAAUCAUCAUUGGAGUUCGCAAAGGAGGGACCAGGGCCUUACUGGAAAUGUUGGAUGUUCACCCAAACAUUGUGGUAGCGGCUACUGAAGUUCACUUCUUCGACUGGGAUGAGAAUUACGUGAAAGGAAUUGACUGGUACAGGGGCCUGAUGCCGUUUUCAUAUGAAAAUCAAAUAACUAUUGAGAAAACACCAGGCUAUUUUACCUCGCCACAGGCUCCCGAAAGGAUUCAUGAUAUGAAUAGUUCCAUUAAACUGCUGCUUAUUCUAAGAGACCCCACAGAGAGAGUUAUCUCUGAUUAUACCCAAGUCUAUUACAACAGGCUGGAAAGCCACAAGCCUGUUCAGCUCUUUGAAGACAUUGUUAUUAAAAAUGGAGCACUUAAUACCAAAUACAAGGCUAUCCAGAGAAGUCUGUAUGACAUCCACAUGGAGAGGUGGCUUAAACAUUUCCAUUUGGAUCAGAUUCACAUAGUAGAUGGAAAUACCUUGAUCAAGGACCCUCUUCCUGAAUUACAAAAAGUGGAAAGAUUUCUGAACCUGCCAUCCAGAAUUAUGUCUUCAAAUUUUUAUUUUAACCAGACCAAGGGGUUCUAUUGCAUUAGGAGUGAUGGAAGAGAGAGAUGUUUACAUGAAUCAAAAGGACGGCCACAUCCUGUUGUCAACAGUACUGUUUUAGAGCAACUUUACUCCUACUUCAGAGAGCACAAUGCAAAUUUUUACAGAAUGAUUAAUCAUUCCUUUGACUGGCAUUAGUAACUUGCGGGGGGAGGCAGUUUGUUUGUUUUCUAAUGUCCUGCAGUAAUUUAUUUUCAAGCACUUCUCAUAAACUCUGAGUUGCAUCCAACUUGAUAUGAAGAGCAGAGUUUUCUUCUCUGGGGUUUAACACUAGAAGUCCAUUGCAUUAAUGGCGGACACUCUUUAGUGUACUUGGGGGCAAUAGGCUUAGUGUUGGCUUUUAACUACAAUAAUGAACUUGAUUGCACCAGUCCAAGUCCACUGACUUCAAUGGAGUUAUUUCAGAUUUACACUUGUAUAGCCGAGAUGACUCAUUUGUCUCUCUUUAUUCAAAGUUAUAAGCAAAUGGAGUUUGACAGAAAACCAUUCCUUAACCGAUGUAUAACAAAAAAAAGGGUUGUGUAACUGAAAUGGUAUUAUUCUAACCUUCAGGUUUUGUUGACUGCUUUUAUUUUUCUAUCUAGCUCCAUGACAGUGGGAUUGAUUUCUAUAACUUUUCAUACAGUGAAAUAAUUAUAUAUUAGAAGAAAAGAUGACUUGAAGUGGUCCCAUUAUAUAAUUUAAAAUCUUUUUUGUGAAAUAAUGAUUGUAAAAAGUAUAUCUCACUUAAAUGAGCCUCAAGGCUGCUCCCUGUUAUGGCUCCCUCUAUGUAGGGUCUUUAUAUUAAGUAAGACAUUCAUCAUGUGCAUGGGUAUAAAGCCGUUUAACCUGUUCAUACAAGUGUUAAGCGUUUCAUAUCUCCAAUGCAAACAAAUGAGGGCUCUAAAAUAAUCCCAUUUUACACAGUAGACAUCAAGAAGUACACAAGUGUCCAUUUAAUCACAAAAAUCAUGAGCCACUUACUUUUUUAUUAAAAAAAAUACCCUUCAUCAAUACACAAUUAUUGGUCUUGUUUGUAUUUUGUAACCAUUUGUUCCAAUAGUUUAUAUAACUAAUUUGGCACAAAGUUUAUUGCAAAAAAAAAGUUUAAUUGCCUGCUCUCCAAAAUGUGGAGUAACUUUUGUAAUAUCUAUUUGCAAAUCAUAAGAUGUACUCAGAGUGCAAAGUAAUUUCAUGUGGUAUUGUAUACUAUACACACAAUAUUCAAAAUAUCAAGUAUGGGUUUCUGGUUUAUCUAUAAAACUAUACAUCUACAUGAAUGCAUUAGAAUUUGUUUGUUUAUAAUAUAUUUUUACUUGAUAAA
Molecule: messenger RNA, 2454 nt
Organism: Podarcis raffonei (Aeolian wall lizard)
Lineage: Eukaryota; Metazoa; Chordata; Lepidosauria; Squamata; Lacertidae
Product: heparan sulfate glucosamine 3-O-sulfotransferase 1-like
Exons: 4
Coding region: 360-1289 (309 amino acids)
Molecular function (GO): [heparan sulfate]-glucosamine 3-sulfotransferase activity
Source: RefSeq, a predicted model, not a curated record